AAAGUGCAGCUUAGUGUGACGGAGACUGUGAAAACGAAUUGUUCCCGCGAUGCAUUCGAAUAUUAAGUGGCUAGUAGCCUUCAUGGCAAUCGGGGUUUGUCUGGCCCUGCCCGCUGGGGAGGAUGCCCAGGCGGAGACCAUCAAACUGGAGAGCGAGAACACUGGCGACAAGUAUUCCUUUGCCUAUGAAACGAGCAAUGGAAUCUCGCGCACUGAGACUGGAGAGGUGAAGCCAGGUGCUGGUGAAGAGGAUGGCUCUCUUUCUGUCCAGGGCUCGACCAGCUGGUCAGCUCCAGAUGGCAAGAAGUACGAGAUCAGCUUCACGGCCGACGAGACUGGCUACCACCCCAAGUUCAGGCUGGUGGCCUAGGAGAGGUCUGAAACUCAAAUUCAGCUAAAUAUUCCCAAUAUUUAAUUAGUGACUACAUUAAUCCAAUGCAGAAAUGUUUAAGAUCGAAGAAUAAACUAGACACAAUUUUAAAAUCUUAA
Molecule: messenger RNA, 489 nt
Organism: Drosophila subpulchrella
Lineage: Eukaryota; Metazoa; Arthropoda; Insecta; Diptera; Drosophilidae
Gene: Cpr65Au
Product: endocuticle structural glycoprotein ABD-5
Exons: 2
Coding region: 50-370 (106 amino acids)
Cellular component (GO): chitin-based extracellular matrix
Molecular function (GO): structural constituent of chitin-based larval cuticle
Source: RefSeq, a predicted model, not a curated record